This is a messenger RNA of Strongylocentrotus purpuratus (purple sea urchin), 3812 nucleotides long. RefSeq names its product solute carrier family 23 member 1. Gene Ontology annotation, molecular function: transmembrane transporter activity. The record is from RefSeq and is a predicted model, not a curated record. Lineage: Eukaryota; Metazoa; Echinodermata; Echinoidea; Camarodonta; Strongylocentrotidae. Gene Ontology annotation, biological process: transmembrane transport. The coding region runs from base 205 to 2310 and encodes 701 amino acids. The transcript is spliced from 14 exons. Gene Ontology annotation, cellular component: membrane.
UUAUUUCUCAGGUUCAUUCAGGGUACUUUAAAAAAUAGUUUCUGAGUGCAGUCAAACGAGUCAUUUCACAGUUUGACAUUGUCGGAAGCGAGUGUGCGUGAUUUCGAACUGCAUUGACAUCUGAAAUUGGUGUUUUGAGGAGUUGUUCGCUAUAAUUAUAGUGUGACAUUAUUUUCCAGAUUUAUUACCGUUGUGAGCUGGUGCAUGGUUAAGAUUAUUUCGCUGUACUCCGUUCAAAAGUACAAAUUUUCUGAAGAUUUCACAAGAAAGGAAUAUUGCCGUCCUUUGUUCUUUCGUUGUACUUUGUUCUUUCGUUGUACUGACCUGUCAUCUUGGAGUAUGUCAACAGAAGGGACGUUUACAGCUGUAAACUCAGCCUUUACGGUAGCAGAACCCGAGGCGAACGAAGAGGGUGGGAAGAUCGAAAGCAACGGACAUGAUGAGGCUGAUGUCGGCUACCAGAAACAUCGAGAAAGCCAAAGCGAUCUUCCACCCGACGGCCAUCGGGUGAACGAUGCACAGGCUCAGGCCGACGCCAUCUUGAAUCGUUUGAAGACUGUGGUGACUUAUGGCAUUGAGGAUAAUCCGCCAUGGCACACCACCAUAAUCUUGGCAUUUCAGCAUUUCCUUACGAUGUUCAGUGGAGUACUAGCCAUCCCUCUAAUCCUGUCCAGUUCAUUGUGUCUGAGUGAAGCUCCUGGAACCUUAGCAGAACUCAUAGGCACCAUCUUCUUUGUGUCAGGACUUGUCACCUUGCUGCAAUCGACCUUCGGUAUCAGGUUGCCGAUCGUGCAGGGUGGCACGUUCACCUUUCUCCUACCAACCUUUGCUAUAUUGGGUAUCAGGGGCGAUUGUCCGACCAAAGCUGCCAAUGCUACUGAUGAGGAAAUACAUGCGGAAUUCCGUAGCAGGAUACAGGAGAUCCAAGGUGCAGUGAUGGUUUCAUCGGUGGUCCAAGUGGUGAUCGGGUUUUCAGGCAUGAUGGGCUUCCUACUGCAGUUCAUCGGUCCGCUGGCCAUCGCACCUACCAUCGGUCUCAUCGGACUGUCACUCUUCAAAGAAGCCGCCAGACAGGCCUCUGUCCACUGGGGUAUCUCCUGGAUGGUGAUGAUAAUCAUCAUCCUCUUCUCACAGUAUUUGGAGCGCUUUCCGAUUCCAUGUAUAGCGUAUAACAGAAGCAAAAAGUGUCACGUCACCAAGUUCCCCAUCUUCAAGUUAUUCCCAAUUGUUUUAGCGAUCUUGAUAGGUUGGCUAUUCUCCUAUAUCUUCACGGUGACGAACGUGUUCCCGACCGACCCAGAGGCAUAUGGUUACGGGGCUCGUACCGAUCUUGACGAAGGGAUCUUAACAGAGGCCCCGUGGUUUGAUUUCCCCUAUCCAGGCCAGUGGGGUGUCCCCAGCGUGACUACAGCCGGGACUCUGGGCAUGCUUGCUGGCGUACUCGCAUCCAUGGUAGAGUCCGUGGGCGAUUAUUACGCCUGUGCCAGACUAUCCGGUGCGCCUCCCCCACCAGCGCAUGCAAUCAAUCGUGGUAUCGGAAUGGAAGGUAUCGGAUGUAUUUUGGCGGGAGCCUGGGGUACAGCGAACGGCACUACGUCGUACAGUGAAAAUAUUGGUGCUAUUGGUAUAACCAAGGUGGGAAGCAGACUCGUGAUCCAAGUGGCUGCAUGCAUUCUAAUGCUCGUUGGAGUCUUCGGCAAGUUUGGCGCCUUUUUCUCCACUAUACCUGAUCCUGUAAUUGGCGGCGUUCUCUCCACAACGUUUGGUAUGGUUUUGGCGGUUGGAAUCUCUAACCUUCAGUUUGUGGAUCUCAACUCGCCUCGGAACCUCUUCAUCGUCGGAUUCUCAUUCUAUGUCGGUAUUUCCAUUCCUGAUUACAUCCAAACUAACCCAGAGGCCAUCAACACAGGAAACGCGACGUUUGACCAAGUGGUUGUGGUUCUGCUGGAAACUAGUAUGUUUGUUGGUGGAGUUGUAGGGUUCUUCCUGGACAAUACAGUACCAGGCACGCGUGAGGAGCGGGGUCUCACUAAAUGGAGAGACAUGUACGGAAUGGCCGACGAAGACGAGGAUGCCGACUUAGUCGACGCUUCGGAGGAGGUCAUGGAGCUCACCCUGAAGUCGUAUGACAUGCCCUUCGGGAUGAGCUACAUCAAGAAGUGGAAGUGGGCAAGAUACGUCCCCUUCAGCCCCACUUUCAAAGGGAUUAACCUCAACCUCAAGAAGGUCUUCGGCUGCAAGUCCAUGUCAAGGAAAACGAAGAAGGAAAAUGAUAUCCCAAUGUCUGAUAAUGAAGGGAACGUUGCAUGAGAGAUAAAUCUGCUCAUCCUCUCCAUUCCAAAGUCUUCCAUACCCCCGAUAUGACGACUCAGGGUGCUCAGUCAUAAUUAUCAAAACUGAACUGAAUUUAAUCCAGUAUUUAUUCUAUUUGAAUAUCAUCUGCAGAUAACUAGAAGGGCAUUAUCUCAUUAUCAUUAUUGCAUAAAGCCUUUCUAGCUCUCAGCAGCCGAUUAAAUCCUUCCCUGAUUAGAUAACCAGUGAUGAUUGCCAUUGAAGAUUAACAUUUUUUUCAUACAUGUAGUAUUUUCAUUUUGAAAGUGGUGGUCUAACUUCAGCUGACAUGGUCAGGUGAUGUAUACAGAUGUCACAUGAGCCAGGGAUGACGCGUGAACAACUCUGAUGAUCACGUGAUACAUAUUAGAACAAAAACGGAACAAGUUGAGUGCUGCUGAUAUUGUAUUUAGAAUGUUUGAUGUAAAUGAAGUGAGCACGUGUCCAGCUGUUGUAUUACACUUUGGAAUAAUCAAAAGACUUUGUUGGAAGUAUCAAGAAAACAAAGAUUAGUUGAAGUUUGUUAUUUAUCAUCCUCCUUUUUGUGAUUCCUGACUCAACUUAUGUAAAUAAAAUUAUAUAUCUGAUAUUGGUGUGUUUACUAACAGAUGUAGGGCAUAUAAGUCUUUUCAAUAAAAUGUAUGGUAAGAAACUGUUGAAAUAUUAUGCAGUUAAUAUAUGUAAUACACUGUCGUUUUGAAAAUAGAAGGGGUUUACAGCUAUUUUAUAAUUUAGAUUGAUUUCAACAUUUUAGUUGAAAGGAAGCAUUAUUCUUACAGUAUCUGAUAACACCAAAUCUAGUUUUUUCAGCUUAUGAAGUUGUUGACAUAAUGAACAAACCUUUGAAUGAAAGAACAAGUUUCAUAUUGUUUAAAUCAUACGAAUACGGCUGCCUAGUAUUCAUAACUUUGUUUACUACUUGUAACUUGCAGAAUUAUGUGCAUCAUACUGGAAUUAAUGAAACAACUUAAAAUAUAUAUCAUAUACAUAGAAUAAUGUAUACAAGCAAGCCACAUCCUCAUAGGGCAAUAAUUGGUGCUUUUAAUUUUAUGAAAGUAAUAUGUCAUGGUACCAAGGGUUUCUUAUUUUUUCAAAGCCUUGAAUAUUUCAGUACAUAAAUCCCUGUUUGACAUGUCUACCACUUAACCUGCCCAAAUUAGUGUUUUGUUAUUUUAGUGUAUGUAGAAUUUAUAUUUACUUAGAAACGAUUAAAUAUGAAAUGAAAACAAGUCACAAAUCUGUAUAAACCAUAACAUUUUAAACUGAAAGAAAAUGUAAAUCAAGUACAAUAAUACUUCAAAAAUGACAAAUAAACUAGGAAGGAAAUAAAAUAAAAAUGAGAUAAAUAUGUAUUACAACUUACAACUUACAAAAAUAGAUAUUUCUGUACUAGAUCUUUGUACUUGUGCUUUGAUUAUACUUAAUUAAUGUUUAUAUAUAUUUGAGGUGUAUACUUUCAUAAAUAUUUGUUACAAAAUUUA